This is a messenger RNA of Bactrocera tryoni, 947 nucleotides long. RefSeq lists its product as uncharacterized. The record is from RefSeq and is a predicted model, not a curated record. Lineage: Eukaryota; Metazoa; Arthropoda; Insecta; Diptera; Tephritidae. The transcript is spliced from 3 exons. Bases 457 to 801 code for a protein of 114 amino acids.
UUGAUUGAAAUACGUGCGUGAAAAUAAACAAGCUAUGGAUGACGAGAAAUUGAUUGCUUUUGUUGAGCAUAAAACCGAGUUGUUUAAUAAGAGCAGUCCAUAUUACAAGCUGCAAACACGGCGCCAUUGAAAUAAACGUCAAAAGAAAAAUUUAUUGAAUUGAUUGAAUUACGUGUGUGAAAAUAAACAAGCUAUGGAUGACGAGAAAUUGAUUGCUUUGGUUGAGCAUAAAACCGAGUUGUUUAAUAAGAGCAGUCCAUAUUACAAGCUGCAAACACGGAAAGAUGCCUUCUGGUCUGAAAUCGGGAGGGAGUUGAACGCAAGUGAUAAGAGAAAUGUGUCGCCGUAGAUGGGUGACACUCCCGGAUCGCUACGGGAGGGAAGUACGGAAGGCUAACGCCCCCAGUGGCAGCGGGAUGGAGUAUCAAACACAGUGGCAUUUGAAGUGAAGUGGCGAUGAAGUUCCUCAAGCCACAUAUUGUACCACGGCCGGUUAGGUUCUCACAAAAUAUUUGUGAAACUGUAGUCACCAAUCAGGUUCAUGAACAUGCGCAGGAGGUGGAAGUGCCAUCACCGCUAUGGCCCUUAUCACCUACUAUAAGUCCAAUUGAAAUAUUGCUGCAGUCGCCAUCGCCUCCUAUCGCCGUGGAGCCAUCCCCGACUCCUUCCGUAUCCACCUCGCUUCCCUCACCUUCCUGGAAGCGAUCGAGUUGUUUAAAAAUAAAUGGUCAACACAACCAACUCAACAGAUCCAACAACAACAAUCAACAAGUCCGGCUGUGCAAUCAUUUAGCAAUUUAAUCGUGUCCAUUUUAAAUAAAAUGGACGACGAAAAAUAAACGAGGGCUAUCGAGAAAAUGCUGCAAGCUGCGUUUGAAGUGCAGAGAGGAGAUUACUAAUAACAUGUUAAGUUAAUUUAAUAUAGAAUAUAUGUAUAAAUGAAGUAU